CGUCUGGAAGCCAAUUUUUAUUUUUAUUUUUUACUUCCCGAAGAUGUGCCCCGUUGCUUGUUUGCUACUUUUAUGCGUCUUCCAUCCAACGCUCUCCGCGCUGUUUGAAUCCGAGGAUGUUGUGCCCGUUCGGAUAAACGGAAGAGUCAGCGGUCGCUUCUGGAAAAGAAGCGAGGACCAGGCGAGAGUCAUCCUCAACGCAUUUGGCAAAGAAUUUACCCUCAAUCUUAUUCCCGAUACCAGUUUCAUCUCACCUUAUUUUACCGUCCAGCGCCUCCGAGCUAAAGACGUCGGGCUUUUGCGCAGCGCCACAGGUGCGCAACCUUCACUGGGCGAAGAGCUCCACAAUUUAAUCAACCGGACGGGGGAGAGCGAAGGACAACUGAGAAGUUGCUUUUAUUCCGGUAACGUUGAUGAAGAUCAACAUUCGCUUGUGGCUCUGAGUUUAUGCUCCGGCGUUUAUGGCUCCUUCAUAACGGAGGGAACCGAGUACCUAAUUGAACCCAAAUUUCGAGGAGGCUUUGGGUCACACUCGGCUCAACAGCUGCAUGUGAUCAAGAGGAGGACGUUGUCCAAAAGCCACGAUGUCCCUUUCCUUUUCGAUCACGCGAUCGAAGCGAGUGCACUGGAGAAAAACAAAUGGGAAAGUUUUACGCGUGAUGGCAGUGACGCACAAAGGGAACCUCGCCGGAGACGCUUCGUUUCAGCGCCGCGGUUCAUAGAGACCCUGGCAGUGGCAGAUCCAAGCAUGGUCCACUUCUACGGGGAUGAAAUAAAGCACUAUAUUUUGACCUUAAUGUCAAUGGCUGCCCAGCUAUACAAGCACCCCAGCAUAAAGAAUUCUGCCAACGUAGUGGUCGUGAAGUUGCUGGUGGUCGAGGAUGAGGAGGUCGGGCCAGAAGUCUCCAGCAAUGGAGGGGUCGCUCUCAGGAACUUUUGCUCGUGGCAGCAGCUCUUCAACCCACCAAGUCAGCGUCAUCCAGAGCACUACGACACGGCCAUGCUCUUCACCAGAGAGGACAUCUGUGGACAAAAGAGCUGUGAUACAUUGGGUGUUGCCGAUGUCGGGACAAUGUGCGAUCCCAAGAGAAGCUGCUCUGUUAUCGAGGACAACGGUCUGCAAGCUGCGUUCACAGCUGCACAUGAACUUGGUCAUGUUCUGAGCAUGCCCCAUGAUGACUCCAAAACCUGCGAGAGGCUGUUUGGGGAUCUUGGAGGACAUUACUUGAUGGCCCCUUUGUUUGUUAGCCUCAACAAAAACAUGCCUUGGUCUCCCUGUAGUGCACUCUACAUCACGGAAUUUUUUGACAACGGUCAUGGAGACUGCCUGCUGGAUGUUCCAGAGAGCAGUUUGCCAUUACCAAAGGACCUGCCAGGCACCAAAUACAACCUAGACCAUCAGUGCCAACAGAUUUUUGGAGAGGAAUUCUACCAUUGUCCUAACACAACAGAAAAUGAUAUUUGCAGCCAGCUCUGGUGCCAAGAGGAUGGAACAUCCCAGUGCUCCACAAAGAAUGGCAGCCUGCCCUGGGCUGACGGCACCCCUUGUAGUCUCAACAGGACAUGCCUCCACGGUGUUUGCAUGCCGACAAAGGAGGUGCUGGAGCCACUGGUGGUUGUGGAUGGCGGCUGGAGCACGUGGGGACCAUGGCAACAAUGUUCCAGGACAUGUGGAGGUGGAGUAGAGUUCUCCUAUCGGGAGUGUACGAACCCUGAGCCUCAGAAUGGGGGCAACUAUUGUGAGGGACAGAGGGUUCGAUACCAGUCCUGCAACACACAGCCUUGUGACAACAAUGGCAAAAGUUAUCGAGAGGAGCAAUGUGAGAAGUACAAUAGCCCAAACUACCUGGACUACAAUGGUAAAAUGAAGCAUUGGAUACCAAAGUAUGCUGGCGUGUCUCCCAGGGACAGAUGCAAACUGUUCUGCCGGGCGAGGGGCAGCAGUGAAUUUAAGGUGUUUGAGUCCAAGGUAAUUGAUGGCACACCUUGUGGUCCUGACACCACAUCUGUGUGCGUACAAGGCCAGUGUGUGAAGGCAGGCUGUGAUCAGGUGAUCGGAUCCAAUAAGCGGGUGGAUAAGUGUGGCGUGUGUGGAGGAAACGGACUGAGCUGCAGGAAGAUCACUGGGUCCUACAACAAGGCAAGCUAUGGAUACAGUGACAUUGUCACAAUCCCUGCCGGUGCAACCAACAUCGAUAUCAAACAGCGCAGCCACAGAGGAAUCAAACACGACGGGAAUUAUCUGGCUAUCAUGAGAGAGAGUGGAAGUUACAUCCUCAAUGGAAAUUUCUCCGUAUCGAUGGUGGAACAGGACAUUCCUGUACUUGGUGCUGUGCUGAAAUACAGUGGUUCCUCCACCACGUUGGAGAGGAUCCAGAGUUUCAUGCGGCUCAAGGAGGCCAUCGUUAUUCAGCUUUUGGCCACAGCAGGGGAUAGCAGUCCUACGAAAGUCAAAUAUUCUUUUUUUAUCCCCAGAGAUGUUGCUUUCAAGUCAAAAGAGAAGAAGGGCUCUUCAGCAUCUUUGCACGUGAUUCAUCCUUUCAGUGUGUCAGACUGGGUGCUCGGAGAGUGGUCCGAGUGCUCAAAGAGCUGCGGUUCGGGGUGGUCGCGGAGGAAUGUGGAGUGCAGAGACAGUGCGGGCUUUCUCUCAAGCCUUUGUGAUAAAGACCUGAAGCCAACGGACAUCAGGGCCUGCGGAGAUCAGCCCUGUCCCAUCUGGCAGAUGGGACCUUGGUCGGCCUGCUCACGAACUUGUGGUCAGGGUGAGCGGCGCCGCAGUAUUUUCUGUAUAGACUACACUGGCAAGACUGUUGAACCAGAAAAGUGCGACCCGAAUAAAAGACCUGCGCCUGUCUCUGGGGAAUGUUUUAACCUUGAGUGCUGAUGAAGAACAUAAGCCCACUGAACAAUUCCCCUUUUGAUCUGACUGCACUUAUCAAAGGAUUGCAUCACAUCACAGAAAGUGCAUUUGCCUGAGUAUGGUUUGGCCGUUUUAUUUUUGGACUGUUGACAACCACUGUUGAAAGUAACCAAUGGGAAAAAAAAACUACCUCGGAAAUGUCAUAAGAUGCCAUUUAUAGAUGCUAGACGAUUAAGGUGCUGUGUUUUAUUUUCUCCGCUUUAAAUGACAACUAAUUUAUUGGCGCUCCAUUUAGUCUUGGUUACAGAAUAUAUUUGUAAAUUAGCUUUCAUUUAUAGUGGGAGGAAGAAAAUAGCAUGACGCCUAACAUUGUGCAGCAUGGUGUGAAUAUACUGUGCUUUUAUCUGACAUACUGUCCUCCGCUGCGCUGCUUCAAUUUAGCGUUUUAUCUCAGUUGCUGAGGUGGGUGAGAUUAGUGUGUUGUGGGUUUGAAGCUUUCUCGACGUGUUCACUGCUCCUUAUUUGUAGACACAGACAGUUGAUUUAUGUUAAGGAUCGUAAAUGUGUGUGUGUGUUUUUUUUAAAUCAACAUACGUUUCAUUGAGUCCAAAAUAGGGCAAGAUCUUGGGCUCUAUGUAAAUAUUGGACUGCUUUUGCCAAAACAAUUUGUUUUCAGUGCCAAUCUCCAUUUGUAGUAAGUUAAACGUUUUGGGAGUUGACACACUGUGUGAAAUAUUUCACAUCAAGAAUAGUGCAAGACAGAGAAUUACCCUGUCCUGUAUUUUCCUUUCCGCUUUAUGUUACUGUUGAGGGUAUCGGGCUUAAGCAACAACACAUUCAUAUUUGGUCAGUUCCACCAAAUUAAAGGUGCAUUUCAUGUUAUGUGAUUACGAUGGUCAUUUGUCAUGUUCCUUAACAAUGUCAACAAUCAUAUCCAAUUUUUUGAAACUUUUCUAUGUAUUACUUUAUUCUUAGUUCCUGUUAAUUCACAGUAUGCAAUGAGAGAAAAUCGAGGGAGCAUCAGGCCUUUAUCCCUUCAAUGAAGGACCUUACAAUUCUAUGAUUAAUGCUUCCUUUUAAGCUAUUUAUUUUUUUAAGUUUUUACUUAGUAUGUGUAAUGAACCUGGCAGAUGCUACUGUCUCAAGAAUGGUUUUGCUUCUAAAAAUGGUCAAAUAAACACAUUUAUGUCAAUAA
Messenger RNA from Hippocampus zosterae (dwarf seahorse), 4055 nucleotides. RefSeq names its product A disintegrin and metalloproteinase with thrombospondin motifs 8-like. Gene Ontology annotation, biological process: extracellular matrix organization; proteolysis. Gene Ontology annotation, molecular function: zinc ion binding; metalloendopeptidase activity. The record is from RefSeq and is a predicted model, not a curated record. The coding region runs from base 44 to 2884 and encodes 946 amino acids. NCBI's taxonomy places the organism in Eukaryota, Metazoa, Chordata, Actinopteri, Syngnathiformes, Syngnathidae. The transcript is spliced from 9 exons.